This is a messenger RNA of Oncorhynchus nerka (sockeye salmon), 4119 nucleotides long. RefSeq names its product protein phosphatase, Mg2+/Mn2+ dependent, 1F (gene ppm1f). The record is from RefSeq and is a predicted model, not a curated record. Gene Ontology annotation, cellular component: nucleus; cytosol. The transcript has 8 exons. Gene Ontology annotation, biological process: protein dephosphorylation; negative regulation of protein kinase activity. Gene Ontology annotation, molecular function: cation binding; protein serine/threonine phosphatase activity. Lineage: Eukaryota; Metazoa; Chordata; Actinopteri; Salmoniformes; Salmonidae. The coding region runs from base 303 to 1625 and encodes 440 amino acids.
AGGAACGUCAAAUUCCCGUAGUGUCUACGCAGCCAAACACAGAUCUAUGAACAUAGUCUCAAAAUGAGCUUGCGCCCACCACGAGCAAGCCCAUGAUCUACAACUCAGUGAUAUGCGCAAUAUUCAGUGUAAUAGCGGUCUUCGAACAAAGUGGUUCGUUUUCACGUCGCCACGCUUCUUCUGGACUUCCAUGACUUUAAACUAUUUUUGUGUCAGUCUUGGAAGGGCGUGUAGUUGUCUAGCUCAGUCCAGUAGCGAGCUAGUAAAGGGAGUGCCCUGAAGAAGAUAGGCCAAGUUCAGGUAUGGGUGGUGUCAUGGAGGAGGAGGUGGUGCGGGGGUGCCUGAGGAGGUUCCUAGAGGAUUUCCCUGCUCCGCUGGGUCCUGAAGACCCCCUGCCUCUCAACCCCCUCAGCAGGAAGGUCACCCUGGACGAACUAAGAGGAGAGAGCCUGGAUCUGGGCUUACGCCUACUCAACACCAGAGACGCUCCUUCAACACUGAAUGCAGCCAUGUGCCACGCAGCCUUGGCUGAGCUGCUGAAGGCUGACCUUUCACCUUUCCACCUCCCCCAGGAAACCGAACAGCAGCAAGGAGAGGAACAGGAAGUUGUUUUGCUCCAAUCGGAGCCCGUCCAGCGGCUGUUUCUCAAUAAGCUUCGAGAGGUGGGUGUGGCUUGGCAUCAGAAUCCCCCCUCCCCUCUCCCAAUAGGACCCUCCCGUUUCCUCAUGUGCUCCGCCCACGCCAUCAGGAACACUCGAAGGAAGAUGGAGGAUCGCCAUGUGACCCUCCCUGACUUCAACACACUCACUGGCCUCAAGGACGGUGUGGAGCGUGGUUACUAUGCUGUGUUUGACGGGCAUGGCGGCAUGGACGCUGCUAUCUAUGCCGCCACCCACCUGCACGUCACUCUCAGCCAGCAGGAGGAGCUGCAGAGCGACCCGGCCACUGCCUUCAAGACAGCCUUCACUCGCACUGAUGACAUGUUGAGAGGGAAAGCCAAGAGAGAGCGUCUUCGCAGCGGCAGUACGGGCGUGGCGGUGCUGCUGCAAGGGGAGUGGCUUCAUGUGGCGUGGCUGGGAGACUCCCAGAGCAUGCUGGUCCGACGAGGACAAGACAUCACUCUGAUGGACCCACACAAGCCUGACAGAGAGGAUGAGAAGCAGCGUGUAGAAGGCCUGGGUGGAUGCAUCGUCUUCAUGGGCUGUUGGCGUGUCAAUGGAACCUACGCCGUCUCUAGGGCCAUAGGGGACUUUGACCAGAAGCCGUAUGUCUCUGGCGACGCUGACUGUUCCUCCACACGGCUACACGGAGACGAGGACUACAUCCUCCUGGCCUGCGACGGUUUCUUCGACGUCGUCCGGCCCGCAGAGGUCCCGGCUCUGGUUCUCGGGGCGCUACGGGAGCAGGGGGAACCCCAGGGGGCCGUGGAGGGGGCCGGGUGUGAAGAGAUCUCAGAGGGUGUCCUAGGGGAGCGAGUGGCCCAGGAGCUAGUAGCUCACGCCAAGGCAGCGGGCUCUAGUGAUAACAUCACUGUCAUGGUGGUGUUUCUAUGUCCUCCUGCACAGCUACUGCUCCAGGACCAGAGCAACAUCGCUGUUGCUACUGAGGGGCCAGCCCAGGAGUAGGGUAAAGUUGUCCCUAGGCACUGAUCUGGAGUAAGUUUUGUAUUAAUGGUUUGUAUUAAUGGUUAAGGUUAGAAUUCGGGGGGGGGGGGGGGGGGGCUCAUCUGUACCUAGGGGAAACUUCACCCCGGAGUGCCAGCCCAGGCCUUCAACUCCCAGAACACACAGGGGCAGUGAGACAGGAAGAAUGCUGCUGUUACCCACAGUGCACGUGGGCAGGAAUUGGACUGGAUUUAAAAGGCAGUAUUUAUUAUGUAAUGACUUGACAGUGCCAAACUUCUCGGUCACUGCGUGUUGUGGUCAGCCUUUUGAAUCAACGCUGGUGCUGAAACAGAUAUUCAACUGGACUGGAGAAGCUCUGUUCAUAACAAAACAAGUCUUAGCACAGACUAAUAGUUUCUACUAUGGUUCUGCCAAUGGUCAGAAUCCAGUGUGCUUCAAUAAGGUCCCUCUGGAUUCGCCAGGAGAUGUAAUGCAGAGCUGCCCAACCCUCUUCCUGGAGAUCUACUGUCAUCUAGGUUCAGUCCAACCCUCUUCCUGGAGAUCUACUGUAAUCUAGGUUUUCAGUCCAACCCUCUUCCUGGAGAUCUACUGUCCUGUAGGUUUUCAGUCCAACCCUCUUCCUGGAGAUCUACUGUCCUGUAGGUUUUCAGUCCAACCCUAAUUUAGCGGUUCUGAUUCAUUCAGCUAGUUAACAUCUUUGUUGAGCAGCUAAUUAAUAUAAUCAGGUGUGUUAAAUUAGGGUUGGACUGACAACCCACAGGGACUGUAGAUCUCCAGGAAGAGGGUUGGACUGACAACCCACAGGGACUGUAGAUCUCCAGGAAGAGGGUUGGACUGACAACCUACAGGGGCAGUAGAUCUCCAGGAAGAGGGUUGGACUGACAACCUACAGGGACAGUAGAUCUCCAGGAAGAGGGUUGGACUGAAAACCUACAGGGACUGUAGAUCUACAGGAAGAGGGUUGGACUGACAACCUACAGGGACAGUAGAUCUCCAGGAAGAGGGUUGGACUGACAACCUACAGGGACUGUAGAUCUCCAGGAAGAGGGUUGGACUGACAACCUACAGGACAGUAGAUCUCCAGGAAGAGGGUUGGACUGACAACCCACAGGGACAGUAGAUCUCCAGGAAGAGGGUUGGACAGCCCUCAUAUAAGGGAUGUAGAACUCUGUUGGUGUCUCUAACAUACUCCCUCCAUUUCUCUUAGCGUCACCAAUUCUUUGGUAUCUCUGUUACAAGCUAAGGGAUAGAAUGCUGUCAUCCAUGCCUCAGGUUUUAUUUCAGAAGGGUGUGAUAGAAUUAUUCAGUUUCCUAACAUAUUGGAUUAAAAGGGCUGAGAGGAUUCAUCCUCUUGGAUUGUUCUAAAACAAGAGGUAAACUAGAUGGGUCAUUUAUGUCAAUACCUCAAACCACUUUUACCCCUGUUGAUAAUGAUGCGUGAUAUGUGCCAUUUUGUGUGUGUGUGUGUGUGUGUGUGUGUGUGUGUGUGGGCACGUGAACUGUAUGCCAAGGUGUGUGUGCACUGUACUGUUCACACGUGUAAUGUGUAUUUCUGUCAUUUUAUUUUCUGCCUUUUAAACCUGAUGUCAAAACACUGUGUCCAGCAAGAACACAAGCAGUGUAACCUUUCCCACCUAUAUCAGUAUUACGGACCAAUCAGCCUUCUGUCCAUGGAUAUUAAAUAUAUCCUGUCCUCACUUCUUCAAGGCAUUAUCAGUGUUAAAAAUGUCUGGAUCGGGAUUUGGUUUUGAGGGUGAAAUCCAAGAUGGCAGCACUUCAGUUUUUUUGAGUCAGUGAGAGCCUACCGUGAGGGUUCGAGAAAGAGAGUUGGUUAAACCUCUUUAAGAACUUUUGUGCCAAAUGCAAUUAGUCUUUGCAGCUCUUUUUGUUUCUUGUUCUGUGAAACAGCACAAGAUGUGUGAAUUAGCAGUGUAGUCAUUCAUUAUCAGUGUUCCUGUGUGGUUUGUUUUUGGAGGAGUGUCUCUCUGUAGAUGCGGUGGUUGUCAUGGUUGUAACAGUUCUCUAUUUGUAGUGCCUUCACUAGGUAUCUCUACUCACUUACAGGGCGAACACUAGCUGAUUCUUUUAAUCAGGACAAAGAGAGUAGAGGGGCUUUCUACCUUUUUUGAUGUCUCCAAACUAACUCCUCACUCACAAACAGAUUUUGAAAUGAAUUUAAAAGCAAAAAAAAAGAAGUGUUUUAUUGGAGUAGAGCUAUGUGUAUCUAACCAACCUUUGGCUGUUUAACGUGUACACACACACACACACACACACACACACACACACACAGUUCUGUAAUUCUCUGGACUUAGUUAGACAGUAUUUCCACUUCCUGUUUACUACCACAGCUUUAUAAUCUUUAACAUACUCAUACCUAUAACCACUUGAUGUCAUUUAAACCUUUUUAAAAACUAUUUUGAGUGUUUUGACCACUUUAGGCCUACUGUCGUCGUCCUUGUUGAACCGUGUAUUAAAACAACAUUUCCUAAAUCAA